This is a messenger RNA of Callorhinus ursinus (northern fur seal), 791 nucleotides long. Its product is annotated as nuclear RNA export factor 2-like. NCBI's taxonomy places the organism in Eukaryota, Metazoa, Chordata, Mammalia, Carnivora, Otariidae. Gene Ontology annotation, biological process: poly(A)+ mRNA export from nucleus. Gene Ontology annotation, cellular component: nucleus. Gene Ontology annotation, molecular function: RNA binding. The record is from RefSeq and is a predicted model, not a curated record.
CAACAGCUGUUGUCCUUGAACUUGAGCAACAACAAACUGUACAGGCUGGAUGGCCUAUCUGACAUCAUAGAGAUGGUCCCCACAGUCAAGAUCCUGGACCUCUCCAAAAAUGAGCUGAACUUGGUGUGGGAGUUAAACAAGAUGAAAGGGCUGGAUCUUGAAGAGCUUUGGCUAGAAGGGAACCCCUUGUGUGACACCUUUCCAGACCAGCCCACCUACAUAAGUGCCAUCAAGGAUUGUUUUCCUAAGUUGUUACGCCUGGAUGGCCAGGAGUUACCAUCACCAAUUAUCAUUGAUACUGACACACCCUGCUUGAUGAAGCCCUGCAAGGAAAGUUACAAAGGAUCUGAUGCACUGAAGAAUCUAGUCCUGCAAUUCCUGCAGCAAUACUAUUUGAUCUACGAUUCUGGAGACCGUCAGGGUCUCCUUGAUGCCUACCAUGAUGAAGCCUGCUUCUCCCUGGCCAUUCCCUUCAACCCCGAGGACCCAGCCCCAAGCAGCUUGUGCGAAUACUUCAAGGAAAACAGGAAUAUGAAGAAGCCCAAGGAACCCUGUGCAUCCCUGUGUGUUCAGCCACUGAAGCAUACAAAACAUAACAUCGUGGGCUCCCUCUGUGUACUGCCCAAAACACAGCAUGACCUCAGCUCUUUCUUGGUGGACAUGUGGUUCCAGACGGAGACGAUGCUCUGUUUCUCUGUUAACGGGGUGUUCAAGGAAGUGGAGGGAAAGUCUCAGUGUUCUGUUCGUGCUUUCACCCGGACCUUCAUCGCUACCCCUGCCAGCAAUUCCAG